UUACAGUUUUGUGUGAUUAUAAACACAUCAAAUCAUAUCACCCUUAUAGAUCUAACAUACAUAUACAAUUCAUGCACGCGCGCCUCAGUCUUAGUAGAAGCAGAAGCACUAAGGGAAGCCAUGAAGCAGAGCAGUAGCCAUCACCCAACAAAGCUUAAAACCACCCCAAGACCACUCUUUUCUUGCGCUUUCUUCCGCCAUUGCACUCAAACUGUGCUCAGCCCCACUACCACCACUCCCCCACCUCUCCCUUCUUCUUCAUCUUCCGAUCCCUUGCCACCGCCUCACCCACCCUUACACCAUUCUAAUACAUCCCCGGCUGACUCAUCCUCCUCUUCUUCUAAUACUUCCCAGAGUUUCACCCAGUGGAGGUUCCCUCUCCCCACCUCGCCCCUUCCGCAUAUUCAAACGGACCCCAAACCCGAAUCGGCCGCCGCUCCUCCGCCUCCGCCGCCGCUGCUGACGGUGAAUUUGGAGGAGCUGUUCCACGUGGCGGAGCUCCAGUUCAGUACGGCUUCGGAUGCGGAUCGUGUCAAGACGAUCCAUUUGUUAGAACGGUCACUCGUUCCGAACCCGGCGGACGGGGCGGAGUGCCCCGCCACGGUGAUGAGAGAGGUGGUGGGGUGCUUGAAGGAUAGAGUGAGUGCCAAACCGGCCAGCAAGGUGCUUCUGGCGCUUUGCUUGGCGGAGAGGAACCGACGCGUGGCGGUUGAGGUGGGGGCGGUGGGGAUGGUGGUGGAGGCGCUGUCGGACUUGGAGGGUCCCGUGGCGGAGAGAGCGCUGGCGGCUUUGGAACUGCUGUGCACGGUGGAGGAAGGGGCGGCUGAGGUGAGAUCACACGCGCUGGCGGUGCUUAUGAUGGUGGAGGUGAUGGGGAGGAUGGAAGGUAGGGGGAAAGAAUAUGCGAUAAGUGUGUUGUCAGUGAUAUACGGUAGUGGGUCCCCCGACCACGGUGCCGCCAUUGCUCCUCCGGAGGAGGUGGCGCGUGCAGUCAUGCUGGCUUUGCAAGGUAAUUGUAGCAGUAGAGGUAGGAGAAAAGGGACCCAGCUGCUCAAGACUUGCAAGAACAUGAUGGCUACCACUCAACACGCGUAGGAGAUCAGAUCGAUGCAGAUGGAGAUGAACGGUCCUGAUCAUCGAUUCUUUUUCCCAUGUUCUUCUGUUUAAACAUGUAUGAGAAAGUGAGAAUAGUAUGGAAUAUAAUCUUAAUUUGUUUA
Ipomoea triloba (trilobed morning glory) is the source of this 1217-nucleotide messenger RNA. RefSeq lists its product as uncharacterized. The transcript has a single exon. The record is from RefSeq and is a predicted model, not a curated record. NCBI's taxonomy places the organism in Eukaryota, Viridiplantae, Streptophyta, Magnoliopsida, Solanales, Convolvulaceae. Bases 121 to 1095 code for a protein of 324 amino acids.